UUCAUUUAAGAGGGAACUUCUGAUAUUCUCUACCAAUGGCAUACUCUCGGCAAUCCUCCUGGCUAGGAGGAUGGUCAAAUACUGGAUAUAUUCCAGUAUUUGUUUUUCUGCUGCUAGCAACCCUUCAUUCUUCUUACUCGGCCAAUAAUGAUUACUAUGUGGACGUCGUUCGUGAAUCUCCUUCAACCCUCUCUGACAGCACGUUACGUCACAUCAUGCAACUGGUGACUUUAGGUACAGGAUUAAGCGUACCUCCGCCUAUAAAUUUGAGAUAUAGGGAAAAGUCCCUGAAGAGGGCGCGAGUAAGCGCUCCUCAUCCUCGUCGCACUUCUGAGCAGCAGAGCAUAGGCUCUGAGUUUUUAGGCAAAAGAGCUUCCCCAGAACUCGAGAAAAAGAUGGGAUCCGAAUUUCUUGGCAAAAGAAUGGGGUCGGAAUUUCUGGGCAAAAGGGCAUCAGAUGAUAUAGAUAAAAGAAUGGGAUCCGAAUUCCUUGGAAAAAGAAUGGGCUCAGAGUUCUUGGGGAAAAGAAUGGGCUCUGAAUUUCUGGGCAAAAGAAUGGGAUCGGAGUUCUUGGGAAAGAGAAUGGGAUCUGAGUUUUUAGGCAAAAGAAUGGGCUCAGAAUUUUUAGGCAAAAGAUCAGACGAAUAUGAGCAAGACAGUGCUGAAGAUAUCCCUCUUAAAAGAAUGGGAUCAGAAUUUUUAGGAAAAAGAUCAAGAAACGGAGGCGAUGGUGAGGCAGAGUUUGAGCACACGAGCUCCAACUCUUUGGGCAACAUCUCUCAUGUCUUUGAGACUGAAAAGAGGAUGGGUUCCGAAUUCCUUGGAAGGAAGAAGAGAGACACGAAGACAACACACAGGAGAACAUCUGAAGCGUAGGCGAGGAGGAAGUAUAUUGCUCGAGCAGCCGAAGCUUUCUGUUUUCUGUGUUGUCAAAUCAGAUCCUGAAGAUUCCUUUUCGCCCGAUUGGAUACCUGAACAAACAGACAAGAGACUAUCGGAAUUCCUUGGUGGACCAGGCA
Messenger RNA from Stegodyphus dumicola, 1018 nucleotides. RefSeq lists its product as uncharacterized. NCBI's taxonomy places the organism in Eukaryota, Metazoa, Arthropoda, Arachnida, Araneae, Eresidae. The record is from RefSeq and is a predicted model, not a curated record.